Molecule: messenger RNA, 2226 nt
Organism: Capronia coronata CBS 617.96
Lineage: Eukaryota; Fungi; Ascomycota; Eurotiomycetes; Chaetothyriales; Herpotrichiellaceae
Exons: 5
Coding region: 1-2226 (741 amino acids)
Biological process (GO): DNA-templated transcription
Cellular component (GO): nucleus
Molecular function (GO): DNA-binding transcription factor activity, RNA polymerase II-specific; zinc ion binding; DNA binding
Source: RefSeq, a predicted model, not a curated record
AUGUCUGAAGCGCAGAUGAGCUCUGAGACAGUAGCGACACCUUUACAAGGCUCACGUCCUUAUCGCUCCCACCGAUUUCCAGCCUGUGACAUUUGCCGAAGACGGAAAACUCGGUGCACCAAAGAUGUUGACAGCCAGCCUUGCCAUUACUGUCAGCAGCAUGGCCUUGACUGCACAAGGGGCGGUCAGGAAGGAGAUAGAAAUGUUGCCGUAUCAGCUCGCCGUGAGAGGCGCUUGCGGCAGGCUGGCCAGAGGCCACAGCCACGUCAAACGGCCACGGCCACAGCUACAUCAGAGCGAACAGCUCUGGAAGACAUCGUGCUCAAUGGAACACAAUUACAUCCUCGGUCAGAGGAGAUCAUGAACAACGCCACGCAUAAUGACGAGGCCUCGAGUGAGAACGAAGAUGGAGCAUAUCAACGAACGGCUCAGACCCACUCCGGUCACAUCAUCGGUCCUGUCGCUGCUCGGGACGUUCAGGUGUUGGAGCAAUACAUGUCUCCAGCAGCGACCCUACCCGUGUCUCAUGUGCGACCGAAUCCCUACAGUGUAUACUCAAGCGAUUCGCGAAACCCAAUCGUCUAUCUCAAGGUCCCGCGACAGCGUGUCCGAGCCUCCCGGGGCAAUGGGUCGGCGGGUUUCAAACAAUAUGAAGCCAUCGAGAAAGUGCUUGAGCCGCUCGGAGCUGAUGUGGUUGACCUCUAUUUCCAGGCCUUCCAUCCCUCCUUUCCCAUCCUCGAUGAGAAGACCGUCGUGGAAUCUUACCGAAAGAAAGCACUCCCACAUGUGCUGGUCUGCGAGAUUUAUGCUGUUUCAAUAAUAUCGUGGUCAACCUCGCCGAAAUUAGCAAAAGCACGUCCAGACCGACCAGAUGUGAGGUAUAUCUGGAAUCAGACAGUCGAAGCCCUAAAUGAAGAAUUCCUCGCGCCAGGUUUCUCGACCGUCUUAUCCUGCAUUCUAGAUCUCACAGGUCGCCCGACAACCUCAAUGACAUAUAAUGCCAUCAAUAUUGGUCGGGCAGUCGCAUUAUCGCAGAGCUUAGGACUGAAUAGAGAUCCACGUGGAUGGAAUCUGGAUCAGCGUCAGAAAGCGCUGCGAAUACGGACCUGGUGGGGAGUGUUGAUCCACGACUGGUGGGCGAGCCUUGCACAUGGGACACCUCCGCACAUACACCCACAACAAUUCGACGUUGAGGUGCCGGACUUGAACUCUCUUCUCAUUGGUGGUGUAGCAUCAGACCACGACUCUGGCCGCACAUCAGGUCCACGUACAAUGGGGGCCCAGAGUUUCCGGGCAUUGUGCCAGCUGACCGAGAUCCUUGGGAAUAUCCUACCUCUCGUGUAUGACACCAGGAACCGCAAACCAGAUGCUCAACUUCGCUCUGUAAAGCGAGUCGAAGCAUCGAUGGACGACUGGGAGGAAACCCUCCCACCCGCCUUGAAUCCAAAGACCCCGGACUUCCAAAGAGAACAACCUGGCGCUUUGAGUCUGCAGCUGUCCUUCUUGGCCGUGAAGAUGUGUAUUUGUAGGCUGUCAUUACUGGAAUCUGUCAAGACCGAUGACUGUAACAAUCCAGAAACAUGGCAGUAUCUCCACCUGCAGUGUCGUCGAGCCGCAAAAGCCGUCAUUGAUUUCACCCUGUCAUUGCGUGGACGCGACCUCCAUGCCUUCUGGAUGCCAUACACUGCGUAUCACUUCGCUUCUGCGGGCAUACUAAUAUUGCGCUGUGGACUCGAAGCAGCAAGUGAUGAGAUUGCACAAGACUGCAUUUCCGCCGCACGUGCUUUGGUUGAGUACCUCCGCAGAGCAAAAGACGAAGCGAAGUGGGAUCUGGCAGAUAUCUGCUUGUCGCAGUGCGAAUCCGUGGUUCAUCAAUUGAAUGACGAGGCAUACCUUCGACAUGCCCGAAGACGCAACCACGAGGGUGGAGCAUCAAUAACCAACUCCCAACGGCGGGAGUAUGACAACUAUCCAGAUCGAGCUGUCUCCAAUGCGCCUCAGAUCCACCAGCGUCAGCAGCCGUCAUCCGCGGCAACAACGGCGCCUCAGCCUCCAUCCGAGAGUAUGAUCGCUAUGGACAACACUUUACAAUUGGGAGAAUCAAGCAGCAUGCCUCAUGAAUCUGAUGCCAGGACAGAGUGUUCCUGGGAUCCGUUCGCCCAGCUAACCAUCCCAGACCUCUGGGAAGCCUCUGGCCUGAACGAUAAUAGCGGGUUCCUGGUAUAA